CUGUGUGUGCUUGUGUUGUGUUUUUUUCUCAUUAAAAAAACAUUGAAAUUGCGAAUAGAAAACGAAGAAAAAUUUUAUAGUUUAACAAAAUAUACAAUUAUAAAGAAUAAUACAAAUAGUAAAUACUUAAAAAAUUGCAAGAAAAUCAAUGAUGAAUUAUUGAAACCCAGAAAAAAGCCUACUACUACAGCUAGAGGAAAAUUUCAAAAGAAAGGUGUGCCAGUGUCUGCUUUUCACUACACAAAAAAACCUUUAAAAUCGAAUUGGAAAGUGUUGUGUGUUUUGUGUGAAUUAAGUAUUCUUGUCUAGUUGGCGUAAAACUAAAAAAGUGUGAAUUUCAAAGAUACACAACAUAUCUAUCUAUCUGCAUAGUAUGAAUUUGCAAUAAUAGGCAAACAGCAAGCAAUACAAGUUAAAAUCUUGAGUGGUUGGGCUGGUUGCUUGCAAUCGCCACAGCAAAUAAAUUAAAAUCGAACAAUUUCUAUUUGACAUUUGACCACACGCACCGAAUUGUUGAUGUUUUCUAGGCAAAAUACAACAACACUUUUUUUUCAGAUUCGGAUGCUGUAGUAGUGAUGCAAGUGGGCGUUUAACGAAGGCAAACGAAAAAUCUAUGAUUUGCAUUUUAUCUAUUAUAUUUCGUUAAAAACUAAAAUUGUUGUAGGGUAUUUUAACUGAAGAAAAAAUACAAAAAAGAAGAAAAAAUUAAAAAGGCAUUGUUUGAUGACCUUGUAAUUGCGCAUACCAUACACAUUUUUAAUACAACAACACAUCAUAUGCGAGCAUACGUACACAUAUGUAUUAAAUAAUAAAACUAACUAAAAGUGGCCCGUGUUAUUAAUUUCACUUCUCGCAUUUACAAAAUCAAAAAAAAAAACAAGAAAUAACAACCUUUAAAAGAUAUUUUUGCACUGUAUAUUAUUCCAAAUGCCAUACGAUGAACAAAAAUACUGUGAUGCAUUAAAAAUGUCUCAUAAGAAUACGUAAACAAUUCACAAAAAAAGGGCUGAGAAGAGAGAGUGAGUGUGAUACAGCGACUGACAGAGAAGGCAAAAAAAGCAAAACAGUGCGUGACAGCUUGUGUAUUGUCAGUUUUUUAUUUUUGUUAUUGUUUAUUAUCAAAUCAAUCCAAAUUAUUACAAAAGAAAGAAAGAAAAAAAUCUCGAAUACUUCGAAUAAUAAAUUAAACUAGAGUUAAAGAGACAAUUUUUUGUUUAAAGAAAUUGAAUCAAUAUUAAAAUGAGUGUCUUUAAUGAUUUUCAACGCUUGUGGAUGGAACGUUUUCCCCAAAGCUCUCUAUCAGAUGCCUGGGAGCAAGAUGUUCGUGCUAGUCUAGAACGUCACAAGUUAAAAAUAGCUGAACUAACCAAAGAACUGGAACAGGAAACUUUAUAUGUGGAAUACUUGGAACGUUUGUUGUCCGAUGUGGAGAAAUAUCGUGAAUCCGGUGGGGAUCCCACUUCACUCUUCGAAGCAGCUACAAAUUCUGAAGGUGCCAAAACAUCAAAUAUUUCUACUGAUUCUGCUGCUGAUGGAGAAAAUGGGGAAGGUCAUACAUCGACAGAUCGUAACUCGAAAUCAAGCUUGAAUUUAAGAGAAUCUAAAAAUGGAAAUAAAGAACAACAAACUAAUAGAUUGUCACUGAAUACCGAUAAUAAAUAUGCGGCUGCCGUUACAACCACCACCACCAGCACAACAACAGCGAAUAGUCAAUACGGCAAUAAUAAUGGCAAUAAAUCGAGUGCGACGAAAAAUAAUCUUCCAGCAACAGCUUCCACAGAGGAGAGAAACAGCAACAGCGAGAAAGAAGACAAAGAUGUUGGCACAGAAAAGGAUAAACGUAACAGUGACAAGAAUGGCGCUUUACAUCAGUGCAUUAGUGAAUUGGCUGCAUCCAUAGCCUCGAAUGAAGACAAUUCCGAUGGUGGUGUUAUAACAAAAUCGGUACCCGAAAGGCCACCAAAAUCCACCACAUCACAUUUUGUAACAGUCAUAGAAGUAAAGGAGAAUAAAACAGAGCCGGGUAAUAGUUCGUCUGUGUCUUUAGAACAAAAUCAAGAUAAUGCCGGAGGUGAUAGCGUAAAUAUGAUCACAGCUUCCACAUUUAGUAGUUUUGAGAGGAAACCAUCGGCACCACCAUUAUCACCAUCAUUGGCCUCACCUUCACUUACGGCUUCUUCACAUGCUCUAUUAGACGCAAAGAAAAAAAUGCCGCCAAGACCCCCACCCAAAAUCAUACGGCGUGUUGAACCACCCACUGUGCCAGGUUCCAUAUUAUCAUCAUCGCCCAAACGUGAUUCACCAUUCAUGGGUAGCACCAUCCCUUUGCCAUCUGGCUCUGGUAGCCUGUCUACCUCAGAUAGUCCGGCAAAUUCUUUGGAACGCAAUAUUAAACCUUCAGAUAUAUUGCGACAGAAAUCAUCAGAGUCUUUGGAGGGUAAAUCUUUUACACAAAAUCGCAAAACCACGCCAGAAAUGAACAAAUUUUUAAAUAAUUCAGAGUUUUUGGAAGAGCUGGGUAGUAAAAUCAAUAAAACUGAGAGUAUGGAAAAAGCAAAGCGACCUGACCUAAAUUACACACACAGCCCGACAGGCAGCUUGGGUCGGACACAACAAGCACCACCACCAAGUGGCACAAUGGCAAGCGCAACAAAUCGCUCACAACACAUUUCACAAUCGAGGCCAGUUAUUAAUCCCAUCACUGGCUCUUCGCCAACCAGCAGUUUAAACAAAAAUGUCAAACUCGCAGCUGCUGACAGCUCAUCAACGGGUAGUUUAGAUAAAAAGUCAAGAACAUCCCUACAACCAGGUGAUGCCGAAAUUGUUGGACGUACAAUUGGCUCUAAAGAGUCUUUAUCUUCACAAGGCAUAUCCGAAAUUAUCAAAAGCUAUGAAUCAGUUUCUUCUCUAAGUUCAGAUAGUGCUAGGGCCAAUCAAAUGGCUGAUAACGAACAGGAGCACUUGUAUGACACCGUGCCUCUAGACAAUGGUGAUGAUGAAUAUGUCUACAUUAAACCUGGCCGCACCGGUUCCUCUUCUAGUCGUGACGAUUUAUCAACACCAGGCAGUAUCAUACCCAUGUCUUCUCAUGGACAUUUAAGUAGUCAAACAAGCGUUACAGAUCCCGAAUCUCCAGGACGCUCCUCCAAUUAUGCCAACAUUAAUUAUUUUAUACAGAAAAAUAAUGAAACACGUUCAAGUUCAGUCGACAGCGAUGGAGAGUACGAGAGCGGUAUGCCCUUAAUGCGUACAAUAUCACACGAUGAUCAUAAUACACAAACGCCUGGAGCAUUAAGAAAGAAUCUAGUUUCAGCAAUACUUGUUUCGGGUAGUCAGCGAGGUAAUAAAAUACGUUCUAUAUUGAGCACAAUCAUACAAAGUGAAGCGAUUUAUGUGGCUUGUCUAAAUACCAUGAUUCAAUACAAAAAAGCCAUACAUGCUACAUUGGGCACAUCACAGCCAGUCAUUAAGGAGGAUGAAGAAAAUACGAUAUUCUUUAAGAUCGAUGAGCUAUACGAUGCACACUCAGUGUUUUUGAGUGAUUUAAAGUCUUUGGUAGCUCAUGAGGGUGGCGAUGUGCUUAUUGGUGAAACAUUUAAACGUUUGGCGGAAAUGUUUGACCUGUACAGUGCAUUUCUCCACAACUACAAUCAGGCCAUAGAGACAGUGAAGAAAUGCAGUGCUAGUAAUCCGCAAUUCAAGAAGAUUGUCUCGACAAUUGUCUUGAACUUGCAGACUGAGCAAUCGCUAACUCUCGAAGAUCUACUGCACAAGCCAGUGGCACGCGUACAAAUCAAUGCUUUGGUCUUUAAUGAUCUUUUGGACUGUACACCACAAAAUCAUCCGGAUCAUCAUCCUUUGAAGCAGGCCCACGAUACCAUCCAUCGAUUCCUCAAGCAAUUCAAUGUGGUCAAUCAAAAAUUCCCCUCGGAAUCUAACAAGAACUUGCGACGCAUGGUGAAGAAUUCAUUUAUCGUUGAACUGGUAGAUGGUCAUCGUAAAUUGCGCCAUUUGUUUCUGUUCAAUGAUGUUAUUGCAUGUGCCAAAUACAAGGCUUCUGGCCGCGAUCGUAUAGACUAUGAACUGAAAUGGUUUAUUCCUUUAAAGGAUGUGGCGGUUUUCGAAGAAUCGGAUUCCAGUGCCGAACUUAAGGAAUCUAGUCCAGCCAAUAUAUUGCAGCUAAAGACACAGGCUUGUACUGUACGUGAUCAAUUGCUAAUGGAGGAGAAGGACGACAAAGCCCGUAAACCAAACGGCUUAAGAGGUGGUGAAAAAUAUCGUCGAAAAUUGGCAGAUCUAGAGUCACAGUUAGUGCUGGCUUCUCCCAAUUUAGUGUUUCGCAUUGGCAACAAGGCCAGCAAUAAAACGGUUACUUUCUUUUUGAGUUCAGAUUUUGAGCGUACUCACUGGAUAGAUUCGAUUUUGAGUUUGCAACAACAAUGUAAUAUACCCGGCUCCAAUAUCAUAAAUGCCCUUGAAAUCCAUGCCUUUAUUGUGGCCAUGCAAAAGAGCAUGAAAACCGAAAUGGGUUCUUAUCUAAUGCGUAACACAAACGAUGAGAGUCUUUUAGUGGGAGAUCUACACAUGACAGUCAAUAGUCUUAGUGGUCUAGACCAUCCCGCUGAUUUAUAUAUUUCAAUAGAAGUUGAUUCAUAUGGUCAUUAUUUCCGUAAAGCUGCCACCAAAAUGAUAUGUCGCUCCAUGAAUCCCAUAUGGAAUGAAAGCUUUGUAGUGGAACUGGAGGGCAGCCAAAAUGUACGCAUACUAUUGUAUGCUCUGCAAGAACGACCCAUUUUAAGAGCUAAAUAUGUUUUAAAGCUGAGUCGCAGUUGGUUGAAGGAAUCACCACAAGGCCGUGCCAUUAAAUUGGGUGAUAAUUUAACAUUAAAUACCACAUUACAUUUUGUACCUGGCGAAGUGACAUUGCGGCGAGUGCCUACCUCGAAACCGGGAGCUUUAUUUGGUGCCAAAAUGCAACAAGUUCUAAAACGCGAAAAACGUGACAUUCCAUUUAUAAUAAGUGCCUGUAUACGAGAAGUGGAAAAACGUGGUAUGUCUGAAGUGGGUAUUUAUCGUGUCAGUGGUUCAGCUUCCGAUUUGGCUAAAUUAAAGAAAUCUUUUGAAACAAAUGCCUAUGAAGCUGAACAAUUACUGAAAGAUGUUGAUAUUCACUCUGUUACCGGCAUUUUAAAAUCUUAUUUGCGUGAAUUACCCGAAGCCUUAUUCACUGAUAGUCUGUAUCCGAAAUUCUUUGAAACCUUCAGUCGUUUUAGCAACAACAAUGAAGUCGAGCGUAUUACUGAACUUUUGCAAGUAUUCGAAGAAUUACCGCUGGCCAACAAAGCUUCUAUUAAUCACAUUUUAGAUCAUUUAAUAAGAGUGCACAACAGAGAAGUCGAUAAUAAAAUGUCUCUGCACAAUCUAGCCAUGGUAUUUGGUCCCACUUUAUUGAGGCCAGGAGCAACGCAAACCAAGCAAAAAGAUUUGCUAGCGUCCGGCACGGUCGAUGUGAUGGCACAGGCCGGUAUACUCUAUUGUUUUCUACAGGCUCGUAUGCAACAUGAAAAAGAUGCCGGAAAUAUGUAAAAUUGUUACGUCGUUUAGUGUAAGACUGGAAAGUUCACUCUACAGCCACGAAACCAACCACCACAGAAAAGUGUAGGAAAUUGGUUGCUGAUUUUCGCUGGUUAACUGGUGAAUGGUUAAUGGGUCAUAUUUUGUUUAUUAAAUAAUAAUAAUAAAAAAUAAUAUAAUUAUUCCAUAGCUCAAGUAAUUCUAACAGGUUAAUAAUUAUAGAAAAUACGAUAUUUUUAUAUAUAUACACACAUACAUAUAUAUUUUAUGCAUUUUAUGUAAAUAUAACUAACACAUAUACAUACAUUUAAAUAUAUAAAUAAUUAUCUAAAAAAAAAAAAAAACAUCAUCAUUUUGAAUGUUGAUGUUCAUCAGUUAAGGUAUCAAUAUAACCUAAUGCUUUAAAACUGAUUUCUCCUAAAAUCUAAUCAAAACAAAAAUAUAUACAAGAAAUUGAUUUAACAACAAUUUGGUAGUAAAACAAAAAAAAAAACAGCAUAAAUAGUAGUUUCCUGCUUUUUUCCUCAACUUGCAAGGUAUAAUUAAACUUAUAUUAUUACAAUGUAUUACCGCCCUUUAAUUAUAUUAUAUAUAUUCUAUAUAUUAUAAAAUUUAAUUAUUAUUAUUAUUAUAAAUAUUAUUAGUAUUAAUUUAAUAUACUGUACUGCUGAUUUAUGGUAGAGAGAGCCUACAUAAAUCAAUACUCGUAUUCGUUCGUUCGUAUUGUAUUGUAUGUAUUUUAUUUCAUCUCAAACCUAAAAUAAUACACAAUACAUACUACUACUAUAGUAUUGCUUACAGAAAAACAAAACAAAAUAUUAUUAAUAUUAAUGUAAAACAGUAAACAACACUUUAUUGAAUCUAUGGCAAAUGUUAAAAAAAAAAUACGAUAUUCUUUAAAACACAAUUAUAAAAAAAACUAUUAUCACAUUUAAAUUUACCCAGCAACGGGAUGAUGAAAUACAUACAAACACACACAGAUUUAUUUAAAACUAAAAAUAAAAGUAUGAGAGCAAUAAUUGAAUGGUUGCAAAACAACAAAAAACAGAAAAGAACAACAAAUAAUAAAAAAUUGUAUAAACAUUUGUAAAAUGAUAUAUUAAAACAAAAAAACAAAAAAAUUAGUUUACUACUUAUUAUUUAUUAAACAUUAAAAAGAA
Calliphora vicina (urban bluebottle blowfly) is the source of this 6734-nucleotide messenger RNA. RefSeq names its product active breakpoint cluster region-related protein (gene RhoGAP1A). The coding region runs from base 1240 to 5586 and encodes 1448 amino acids. Gene Ontology annotation, cellular component: membrane. Gene Ontology annotation, molecular function: GTPase activator activity; guanyl-nucleotide exchange factor activity. NCBI's taxonomy places the organism in Eukaryota, Metazoa, Arthropoda, Insecta, Diptera, Calliphoridae. The record is from RefSeq and is a predicted model, not a curated record. The transcript has 13 exons. Gene Ontology annotation, biological process: signal transduction; positive regulation of GTPase activity.